This is a messenger RNA of Zea mays, 3312 nucleotides long. RefSeq lists its product as uncharacterized. The record is from RefSeq and is a predicted model, not a curated record. The coding region runs from base 938 to 2965 and encodes 675 amino acids. The transcript has 6 exons. Gene Ontology annotation, biological process: cytokinin-activated signaling pathway; phosphorelay signal transduction system. Gene Ontology annotation, molecular function: DNA-binding transcription factor activity; DNA binding. NCBI's taxonomy places the organism in Eukaryota, Viridiplantae, Streptophyta, Magnoliopsida, Poales, Poaceae.
GACCCACGUAUAUCUACCAUCCAUGGCUGCCAGCCAUGGGAGGAUGCUCGCCACCGCACCGCCCGUGCCACAGGAACCAAAAGCUACAGACCUCUCGUCAAUCCAUGCUGAGCAGCAGUGGCGCUGUGGAAGAGGCGGAGCGGAGGGGAGGGGAGGGGAGCCGAGCUUGGCGUGGACUGUAGUGACUGCUGAGCUUGCUUGUGUAGAAGAGGUGGGAAAGAGGGAAGAGUCAGAGAGGGAGACAGAGGUGGCUUGGUUCAUCUGUAACAGUCGCCAUCUCUGCCUGCUUUCCAGCUCCUUUGCUUGCUUUCCCUGCCCAUCUCUUUUGUUCUGGCCUGCCCUCUCCAUCCCGUCCAACUCCCUAUCCUUCCUCCUUUUGCUUUCCCACAUCUUUGCUCCAAUAAUGAUGGCGUGGUGGUGGGUUUGGUCGUGAACCUGCCGCUGUGGCUGUGCUGCAUCCCCCACCCUCGCCGCUCCCUCGUCCAAAUCCACCAGCCGUUCGCUUUCCUCUCCUCUCCUCUCCAUCAUCCCGGCCGGCUCGCCAGUCGCCACCCUCCCUUUCCUCUUUUCAGCUACAGUUGAGCUUGGGCAGUAGUAGGUUGGUUCUGCUUCCCUUCCCCUCCCCCGAUCCCUUUUCCUUGCUGGGGAUCGGGAGGCCUUCAGGCUUCAACCCAUCUUCCUCCCUGUCCACAUCUCGCUCCUUGUUUGGGGUAGUGCCGGCUGGUGGUGCCGCUACUGCUAGCCGGGAACCCAAUUUCUUGAUAGGACUGGACGACUGGUGCGUGCCAACCACGAGUUUUUCCUGUUCGCUUUGCUUUCUCGGCUCAGCUACUGCUGCUCUGCUAGGAACACCAACAGUAGUGUGUUCUUGCGCCGGCUUUUCUUGCCGUGUUUCGGGUCGAUAUUAUUGGGAGGGUGGGUCUCCCGUCCCGUUUCGAUGAGGCCGGAGGAGAGAGAUGCUGCCGUGGGGAGAGUCAGGGACCAGUUCCCCGUCGGCAUGAGGGUCCUCGCCGUGGACGACGACCCCGUGUGCCUCAAGGUGCUUGAGAACCUCCUGCGCCGCUGCCAGUAUCAUGUGACAACGACGAAUCAGGCUGUUGUCGCCUUGAGUAUGCUGAGGCAAAACAGGGACCUGUUUGAUCUUGUUAUUAGUGAUGUUCACAUGCCAGACAUGGAUGGCUUUAAGCUUCUAGAGCUUGUGGGGCUUGAAAUGGACCUCCCUGUCAUUAUGUUAUCGGUGAAUGGAGAGACAAAAACUGUAAUGAAGGGGAUAACUCAUGGUGCCUGUGACUAUCUCUUAAAACCGGUUCGGCUGGAAGAGCUUAGGAAUAUCUGGCAGCAUGUUGUUAGGAGGAAAUUCAGUAACUGUGAUCGUGCUAACAAUGAUGGCUAUGAGGAGUGCAAUAGGCCAUCAAAUGCAGAUUUUGAUCUUGCUCACAGCCAAAUUACAGCUGGGCCACCUGACCAAAGUGGGAGGCCCAGCAAAAAGAGGAAGGAAUAUCAUAGUGAAGAGGAAGAUGAAGGAGAAGAGAGUAAUGGCCAAGAUAACGAUGAUCCUUCAGCUCCAAAGAAACCAAGGGUUGUUUGGUCAGUUGAACUGCACCGAAAAUUUGUUGCUGCUGUCAAUCAGCUAGGAAUUGACACCGUGCCAAAAAGGAUACUUGAGCUCAUGAAUGUUGAGAGACUCACCAGGGAAAAUGUUGCAAGUCACCUGCAGAAGUAUAGACUCUACCUUAAACGGCUAAGUGCUGUGGCAUCACAACAGGCUAGCAUUGUUGCUGCUUUGGGAGGCAACGACCCCUUUAUGCGGAUGAGUGCAUUUGAAGGACUCCAUGGUUAUCAAUCUUUUGUCUCUUCAGCAGCUCUGCCAUCUUUCAGUCCACAGGGACUGUUAAAUAGAAAUAAUCCAGCAUCAUUUGCGAUUCAAGGGGUGUCUGCUUCCAGGCCAAUUCAGAUUGCAACCGGCAAUACCACAAUGAGUCAUUCCAUUGGCGAUCCAAAUGAUAAAUAUCACCUUAGCUUACCAGGCACUAGUUGCCUACAAGGAAAUCUAGCACAAGGUUUGCCAACUCCAGUUGGGCAGGUCCAGCUGCCACAGAAGUGGAUACACGAAGAAACCGACGAUCUAUCUACUAUCCUUUCUGCGAGUGGCCGGGCUAAUAGUGGUGUUCCUGGCACACUCCAAAGUGUCACGAACAGUCACUUGCUGCAGCAAGGCUUUGUUGAACGUAGACAAGACAAAGUUGUUAUCCAGCCAUCUUCAUCUGCAAGUUCAGAUCGUCCUGAAGGCACUGUUGGAGUUUCCUCCAGUCUGAUGGAUUCCUGUGCAACCCAGCAGAGGGUUGUUCCAUUGUCUGCCUUCUCUAGCAGUGCAUCUCCAAUGAAUGGCUCGUUUUGCAGCAACGGUGUAGCUGAGUUGGGUGCUACAUCCUCUGGAGGUACAAGUAUUUUCCCCUCCAAUGACCUGAGGAUAGAAAGAGACAGCAAAGUGGGAGCUAGCUCUUUUGGUAGUGUGAUACUUCUGUCUCCAGACACUGUGCCAAACCAAAAAUACUUGAACUUCGGCGGUGGAAGCGAUUUGAGAUCGAACAUGGAGGGAGGGAACGCAGGCAAUCUGUUGAAUCCCAAGCUACUAUGGAGUUGUUUGCCGGCCUCUCAGCCGCCUAAUCUUAUCGGAAGUCAUCAUCCCAUGAGCCAAAGACUGAACCUUGGCGGCUCAAUGGUCAGACAGACAACAGCAAGUGCUUCGGCAGCUGCCCCACAGACGAGGAUCGACAUGUUUAUCUCUGGAGACGCUCCGAAGAGCGCGUCGGAUUUGAGCUUCCCUAAGGUCCACAGCGAGCUUAGCUCUAGCAGCUGCAGCUUCGACGGCCUCCUCAACUCCAUAAUCAAAGUGGAGAAGGACGAUGCUUCCUUCAGCGAUGACCUGGGAUGCGACUUGUACUCCCUGGGUGCCUGUAUAUGAUCGCUACCUUCCACGUAUCUGCAUCUGCAUCUGUGUUAAUCUCCCAUUGUAUGCUGUGCAGCUAGUGUUAAUCUUAGGUAGAAUUGUAGCUGUGCGCCUAUCUUUGCUUGCCCACAGCCAAGAAAAAAAAAUUAUGUCUGCACGUGAUGUGCUAGCAGUAAGAUAUCUGGAUUGUGGAAGUCAAUGCCCAUUUGCUAAAUCGAGCUGGAGACACUGUUGGCACGAGUUGAUUCUAAAAGCGGCCUUGAUGAUCUAGGCCCAAUUUGAAUGUCGACACACUGGUAAUGACACGUGGUGUUCAUGUAAACAAAUCCAAAAGUUCAAAACAAAUUGGGAGAUUUGAAGUC